Messenger RNA from Diabrotica balteata, 9638 nucleotides. The record is from the annotation of a GenBank genome assembly. Lineage: Eukaryota; Metazoa; Arthropoda; Insecta; Coleoptera; Chrysomelidae.
AAAGAGAAGUAUUAGAAAACGAAAUGGGGAAGUGUAUUUGUAGUAUAAUCACAUUUCUUUUAAAUGUAGACAGUUAUUGACUUAAUUUGGGAGUUUUAAGUGUAACUUUUUUGUGUUUUUGGGGUGUUGUUUUAGUGUUUGCAGUUUUUGAAAUAUUUCGUCAUAAAAACAGAAUCUCAAAAAAAGUUAGGUUAAGCAAAACUACCUCAUGCUUUUACGAAAAUAGUAAAGAUUUCACACAAUGGCAUCAAAUAAUACCAGUUCAGCUGUGAUGAGUGAACUCUCCCUCGUCAUAAAAAAAUGGGGAGGACGAGCAACACCAACAUAUGUAUGAUCCAGUCCCAACUUUGACCAGGUUGGCAGAAAUAGUAGAAGUAGAGACUGAAAAUUACUUAAAGAUGGAUCCGGAUCCUUUUGAUGAACGCCAUCCUUCACGAAUAGAUCCUCAAUGCCUUUUAGGUCAAGUUUUAAAAGUGAUUUUUAAGAAAGAUAAUUUUAGUAGCAAACUUAUUAACGAUUACCUUCGAGACACAUAUUAUUCCAGAAAUGGGGUUAGUGGCAGAGAUGUUGAUCAGUUGAACAUUGCUGCAUGUAGGUUAUUGCUUGAUAUCAUGCCAGGAUUAGAUACUACUGCAGUAUACCAGCCCGAAUCAGACAGUCUGAUCCAACGCCUAAUAAAAUGGGUAAUCAACUCUGUUGAGCCCCUCCAAAGUUAUGCCACAGGUCUUCUCGGAGCCGCUAUGGAAAUACCGGAAAUAGCAGCUCGGUUCAGAGAGCAGAAUGCACAAUUAGUGCCCCUUUUACUUCAGAGACUUAGAAGAUUAAAAACCAGUUCUGGAUUUGCUCCACCCACUAGCAGACCUUUCGCCCAUCUGUCUGCGAUGAGAUCACCGCCUUAUAGAGGAGAUGGAAGGAUUAUGAUGACAGUACGACCUAGAGAAAAUGGUAUUCAUUCAGCAGAGAAUUCACAGACUGGAAGUCCUUCCACUGCAAGAGAAUCAACAGAUCUAGAAAAUGACAGGAAAAGGAAAAAGAGCACAGAAACACAAACACCUGUAAACGUACGAAACGACAUUUUAGAGACCGUCGAUCCUGAAAUAUUACCUCCUGCGAAAAAACGACAACGUGUAGAGAGAUCCAAUUCAACGACAGAUCAAUUUCCAGAGCCAGUAUACCUGGGAAGUCCCCAAAAAUCCAGUACUCUCUUCGCUGAAUCUAGCAACUCUUCCUGGGCGGAACUGGAGAGUUUUAUGAUAGGCACGCUUCAAAUUUUCCCGCCAAACCUCGCCACUAGACAAAUACUAAUAUUGAGAUAUUUGACAGCUAUAGGAGACCAACAAGAGUUCCUUAGUCAUGUCUUCGAACACGACGCCUUAGAAUUAAUAUUAUGUUACGUCAAUGUCAGAGGUACCAAAGAAGCACGACUAGCAUUUGAAGCCUUGAAGUAUCUUUCAGCCUUGCUCUGUCACAAGAAGUUUUCCAUAGAAUUUAUCCAGUGUAAAGGACUAGAGAUAGUACUAGAAAACAUUCCUCGCCCUUCCAUAGCAGCCACUGGCGUAUCGAUGUGUUUUUACUACUUGGGUUACUGUGAGGAAGCCAUGGAAAGGGUGUGUUUGUUGCCAAAACAUGUCAUUAGCCAUUUAGUCAAGUAUGCCCUUUGGUUGUUAGAAUGCGCUCAUGACUCUGGAAGGUGCCAAUCUAUCAUGUUCUUUGGUUUGACGUUCCAAUUUAAAGUUAUCGUGGAUGAGUUUGAUCUACAGGAUGGAUUGAGGAAACUGCAUAAUGUGAUCGCUACGUUGCCAAUUUUACAUCCAGAGUCUGAUAGAGGAUUACUGAAUGAAGAAGUAGAAAUAUCUUAUCGACAAAUCGUAAGGCACGUUUGUGUGGCUUAUCGAAGAUACCUAGAAGUCCAUUUAUACCAAAAAGUAGAGUCGAUCAGACGGACGCAGUUGAGACCAAACGAAAGACUGGCAACAACGCUUCAACCAUCAUUUAAGGCUUGCAAAUCAUCCCCUGAAGAAAUUCAACAACAGAUCGACAUGCUGUUUCAAAUCAUGCCGUACAGAAGCCACUGGCAUCCCGUGGAUCAGCUGUUGAAACUGGGUGGCAUCACGUUACUUUUGAAAAUUAUAGCGUUUGCCUAUGAGUGGAACUAUAGCGGACGAGCAGAGACUGUUAGGAGUGCUCUAGACGUUUUGGCAAUAUCUUGCGUGAUGCCCAAAGUUCAGGUGUUGUUCUGUGAUAGGGUGGACUUGCCAGAAGAAACUCUAACUGUCGGUAUUAACAUCAUAUUGGGCGCUGCAGAAGGCGAGAUUGUUGCAGACGCCGAUGUACAAAAAGCUGCAUUAAGGGUUAUAGGAAACUGCGUCUGUGCUCCAAUAAGUAGGGUUGGCGGUUCACUGGGUCGAUUUUCUUCGAGCGCAACGAGCUCCCCGAACAAGAAAUUGAAAUACAAGAGUUCCGAGGAUCUUAUCCAGAAAGUAUGGGAUUGCGUGCGUUCCAACAGUGGUAUAAUGGUGCUUCUUCAGUUGAUGCAAGUUAAAACGCCGAUAACAGACGCCGACUGCAUCAGAACGUUAGCGUGCAAGGCUUUGGCAGGUUUGGCCAGAUCGGAAACGGUGAGGCAGAUAGUGUCCAAGUUGCCUUUGUUUACGAGUGGGCAAUUGCAAAGUCUUAUGAGGGAUCCCAUUUUACAAGAAAAACGACAAGAACACGUACUUUUUCAAAAGUACGCCUUAGAACUACUGGAACUACUCUCAGGUCAAGGAAGACACACGGACAACAAUUUGGAAGCAUCUUUAGCUAACAUUCACAGAGCAAGCGUCGUGGCUCAAACGAAGAUACAGUUCAACGAUAGACAGUUACUUCAACUCAUUCAUCAGCAUUUGGUCCAGAAGGGUUGUAUCGAGACUGCUGGGUUGUUGGUAAAGGAAGCGAAUUUAAGUCAUGCUAUAACAUCCGUGAGUUCACAGCAUCCGACCAGGUUUAGAUAUUCGUCGACAUUGACACCUGCCAGAGUGAGCCGAGUGUCUAUUUCUUCGCCCAAACCACCGCUUAUAGCCCCAUCCACGGACAUUACACCUACAGUUAAUAAUUCACAGAAUGCAUCGUUGUCUAUCAAAUUGAUCAAAAAAUCUCAAACAUUACCAACGCUUCCAACGACUCCCACCCACAAUUCCCGCCUUCAGAAACAGACCAGCGGAGAACCGCAAAUUUGGGGCAACAUUCACGAAGAUGUGUCUCCUUCUUCGGAACAACCGAGAGUGACGUUGGAUUCGAUCAUCACCGAAUACCUGACCAACCAGCACGCCUUGUGUAAAAACCCCAUGGCUACCUGUCCGCAGUUUAAUUUAUUUGUACCUCAUAAAUGCCCCGAUCCCAAACCGAGGAUAACCACCGCCAACAACUAUGUGAUGAGAAGUGCCCGCAAACAAAUAGGAUACAACUCGAAAACGAUGGACCGGAGGUUCGUCCACUCCAGAUUUUGUCCAGUACAAACUAUCAAGUCCUCAAUGGAGGAAGGAUUUUUUACGUGUGCCAAAUUUAUGCCCGGACAAAAAACAUUAGCUGUAGGAGAUUACAACGGAGAAGUCCACAUAUUCAACCUUCACAAAGGAACCGUAGUCAACUUAUUCACUGCCCACGACAACUACAUAGUUAAUAUUGAACCAAAUAGGACGGGACAUUUUAUGCUUACGAGCUCUACGUGGGGAUCACCGGUCUCCGCUUUAUGGGAUUUAAACACAUUCUCAUUAAAGAUGAAUUUUAACGAAGAAGAGCAUGUAGAAUUUAGUAAAGUUACCCAAGAAAAAGUGAUAGGAACAAAAGGUGAAAUAGCUACGAUAUUCGAUAUUAACACAGGACAGUCUUUAGUGAAACUUACACCUCGAAUAUCUAAUCAGUAUACUAAAAACAAAGCCACCUUUAGUUACAAUGACGAACUAGUAUUAUCAGACGGUGUUCUUUUUGAUGUAUCGUCCGGAAAACCUAUCCACAAACUGGAUAAACUUAAUCCGAUACAAAGUGGGGUGUUCCACCCGAACGGACUAGAGAUAGUAUCAAAUACCGAAGUCUGGGACAUUAGGACAUUCCACCUUUUAAAAACAGUUCCUGUUCUUAAUCAGUGUUCCACAAUCUUCUCCCCCGUAAACACUGCUAUAUACGCGAUAGCGCUGGAACAAGAAAUGGAUGAUGGAGAUUCAGCUUUCGAUACAAGUUUUAAAACUGUAGAUGCCAUCGACUACGCCAGUAUAACCACCUUCGAUGUAAAAAAGAGCAUCUACGACCUAGCCUGUGAUAAUUUUGACACCCAAAUAGCAAUUGUGGAGAACCAAGGGUUAUACAACUCAGUACAAGAGUCCGCCGUUAGAGUGUACGAUGUAGGCCGAAGAAGGGACGACGAAGAUGAGCAGGAAGAAGACGAAGAGGACAGUAUGGAAGGGAGCGACGAUUCAGAAAACGACGAUGGAGACAACAACGAUAUGGAUGGUAACAACGAUAACGACGAUAACAAUGACGAUGAUGAUGACGGCGACGAUAGUGUUACCAGCAGCGAUGCUGAUGGAAGUUGGACGAGUCUAUCAAGCGGUGGUUCUGGAGACAAUUUAGAUUUUGGCGCUUUACUCGCGUCACUGUGAGCCCUAUAGAAGCUCUGGAAAUGUUUCUAUUUUCCCUCGUUAUACUCUGUAUGAGGGAGGUGAUUUUUUGAUAAACGUAAAAUGAGUGAUUUUGUAUUGUAAAUAUGAUGUAAUCAUUGAGACGUAAAAGUUUUGAGCGUUUUGCAACUUCCAUACAGAUUUAAUAUUUAUAUAAGAGAUUUAAACUUAUUUUUGUAUUUGUAAAAACAAUUAUUAAUUUAAAAAUAUUAAAAUAUUUAUUUAUGUAAUUUUCAAUCUAGUUAUUAAACAGGUCAUAGAUAAUCAAUAUUAUCAUUAUAUUGUAUCAUAUGGUGCAAUAUUAUUAAUAUGUAUAAUAAUUUAUAUUUUGCAGUAUUUUCAUAAAUUUGUGCACAAUUAUUUAUAUUGUGCAAUAAUAUUGUCAAUAUAUUGCACAAUGAUCCAUAUGGCGCUGUAUUCUAACCAGCUAUUUAAUUAUAAAAUUAUUGUACAACAUAUUAUGCAUAUAGUGCAUGAAUAUGACCAAUUUAUUGCACAUUAAUGGAUAUUGUACCAUGAUAUGGUUAAUAUUUUCUAAAAUACUCGAACUUGUAGAAUAUUAUACAUGUGUGAAAAAUUAUUAAUAAUUUAUUGAACAUUUUUUAAUAUUGUGCAAUAUUGGUCGAUAAUCGAUAUUGUGCAAGAUUUUCAUCGGUACAUUGAACAAUAAUUUUAAAAAAUGUGGGAAUAUUUGUUUUGGGUCAAUCGAUUUGACAAAAUUCUUUUUCAGCAAACUAUAAUAUUUAACUUUUUAACUAUUUACCCGUUCUGAAGAAACAAUUAUUUCAAUAGAAAAUAAGACAAGAAAAUAAGUUCGAAAUAUAUAAAAAAAAAAUAAAUCAGUAGUUUUAAUUAUUUUUACUUUUUAGUUUUUUUAAGAGUAUUUGUUACCUCUUUUCAACCCUUUAUUGACCCAAAUGAUUUUAUUUUUUUCUUGUUUUUGUUAAAACUAAUAAUACUACUGCAGAACUUGAUUUCUGUUUCUGAAAAGUCAAAAGUUGUGCAAUAAUAAACAAAAUUAUUGUGACUGCGUUGUGCAAUAUAUUGAUGAUAAUAUUGGUCCUCUAGGAGCCGUUUAUCCAUCUUUGUUAUUUUGAAAUUCAUUCAUAUGUUACUUGGUUUUGUUUAAUUCAUAGAUCAUGUCUCUAUUUUUCGUCAUGUGUCAUUUGUCAUCCUUAGUACCUUCGUAUGAAACCAUGAUAAUCUUCCCCGUUGUUGAUUUUAUUUAAUAUUUUAUUUUUUCUCAAUUUUUAAGCCGGAAAUAGUUUUCUUUGUGACAAAAGACACUGAAAAGCUAAUUCUCAAGACAAAUAUCAACCAGGGCCAUUUUGUUGGACGUUUUGCCUGAUUUAUAAAUUUGAACUAUUUUUUGUAGAAAUCAUUACUAUAUUUUGAGCCAAUUUUUUGGUAUUAUUUCACUUUUAAUGGAUGCUGUAACAAUUAUCUCAACAGGGAAGGGAAAUAUUCAACUAUUUAUUUUUUAUUUUGGACACCUAGGAACUUAUUUGCAAUGAUUACCAAUUCUCAUUGGUAAUUAAAGCGAAAUUUCUUCUUAGUUCUAUAUAUAUGAGAAGUGAAUAAAUGUACACUUCCUUUUAUGCUUCUACUUCUUCUUUCCUUUAAAACACUUGAUGACACUAUGUUUCAAAUCCCAAAUCAACUUUCAGCAGAUAUGAGGAGAUUUUAAGAGAGGUGACCAAAAUAUGCCACUCUGAUUGUUAGAAAUGGUCACAAAUUUACUAAUUUCUCCUCAGAACUGAAGAAAUUUGUAAUAAUUUACAAUUUGUUUUCGACGAUGAUACUAUAUUAACAUUUUUUACUGCCACUGUUUAUUAAACAUUUGGUGACAGUAUUUACCCAUUUUUUCAAAACCCAAAUCAAAUUUCAGCAAAUAUGAUCUGCUGAGAGUUAGAAAUGAUUUUUAAAUUCACCUCAUCGAUUAAUGUAGGACACUAUUCAUAACUUUUAAAAUUGUACACCACGUGACCAAAUACCAUUCUUUGCUGGUUUGAAAUCAUCACAAAUUUACCGAUUUUUCCCCAGAACUGAGGAAAUUUUUAUAUCAUUAUUUAACUGUAGUAAAUUCACUAUAUUAAUUUUUUAACUGACCCCACUUCUUGAAACACUUUAUGAUACUUUAUUUAACAAAGUAACUUCAUUACAUUUGUAUUGCUUCCAUUUAAUAAAACGCUUAAUCACACUAAUUGCUCAAUUUUUUCAUUCAAUAUAUAAGUUCUUCAUAUCUGGAGAAAUUUUAAUUCAUAUGACCCUCUCAUUGUUCUCACUGAUAACAAAUUUACAGAUUUUUACACCUAACCGGAAAAAUGUUAGUUAUCUAGCUUGUCUUACAUUAAGUCACUAUAUUAUUCAUAUCUGAAUUCGUUAAAAGGCUUUGUCAAUAUUGUCUCGAUUUUCAGUAUAUUACAAAAAUGUACUGCCUUCAUUCAUCAAAAUAUUUUGACACUAGUGGCUCAGUAGCUUUUAAAUCUAAUCCAAUUUCACUAGAUUUGGUAAAAUUUUACAUCACGUGGCAAUUUUAUGCUUUGAUUGAUUGAAAUAAUCAAAUUUACUGAUUUCUCCCCAGAGUUGGGAAUAUGUUGAAUCAUUUAAAUGUAACCAAGUGGUUAAAAAACUCCCAAGACACUGUUUUUUAAAUCCAAAAUUAAAUUUUCUUAGAUUCUAAGAAACUUUAAGACAUCUGACCAAAAACUCCAUGCUUUGGUUAAUCGAAAUAAUCGCAAAAAUACCCAUAAAUUAAUUUUUUGUGAUGCGUCCAUGCGUUAAAACACGUAUGGCACUAUUGGUUCAAUUUUUUAUAUUUAAAAUCCAAUUUCCGUAGAUCUGUUUAAGGUUUAAGCCACGUGAUCAAAAUAACAUCCUUGGAUUGGUCGAAAUCAUCACAACUUGAUAUGUUUCUCCCAUAACUGGAGACUUUUUAACUAUUAUUUUUAUAACCUUUUUUUUAAUAAAAUUUCCCACUAAAUCUAGGAAAAUUGUUAACUAUUUACAACACUGUCGGCAACAAAGUCAUUUGUGUAUUGCACCCAUUCCUUAAAAUACUUUAAGACACAGUUGGCUCAAUUUUUCAAAUUCAAAAUUUAAUUUCACAGUUGUGGGGAAAUUUUAAGUCACAUGAUCCAAAUAAGACGCUGUGAUUGGUGGGAAUUAUUACAAAUUCACCUUUUUUUUCAAUGCUGCGUAAAUUUCCAAUUAUUUGCAACAUUGUAAAAUAAUCAUUUGUGUACUGCAGCGUUUCAUUAAAGAACUUUUUCAAAGAAAAUUGUUAGAAAUUGUCCAAACAUGUUCGAACUGUACUAUAUUUUUUACCGAUCUCGAAAAUUUUUGUCACGUGACCAAAAUAUGACCAUUUUAUUAGUUUAAAUGGUAAAAAUAUACGGAUUUCUACGUAGAACUGGGAAAAUUUCUAAUUAUUUGCAACAUCGCCCCUAAAAUACUACAUUAACAUUACAUUUUUGAACUGCAUCAAUACGUAAACACUUUUUCAAAGAAAUCCAUGUUUUGUAGGUGUCUAAAUUACAAAAAUUUUAACAAACACUCCCAGCAUUUGCUAAUUCUAUUUAUAUUUUUGCACAUUUAGCAAAAUCCUAGUCAUGUGACCAAAAUACCAUACUUUUAGCUGUCAAAAUGAUAAAAUCUCUAACGCAGAGCCGGGAACAUUUCUAUUUUUUGCAGGAUUGCCCCUAAAAUUGUCAGUAUAUUACUUUUUUCUAUUACAGUAUUUCGUUAAAAUACUCCGUAAGUAAAGACAUCGUAAUUGGCAAAGUAGAUGCACUGCACAUUGCGAAAUUAAAAGUACUGUACUAUAUUUUUACAAUUACGUGACCAAAAUACGGUCCUUUUUUGAUGAUGAUGAAAUGAUAAAAAUUUACUGAUUUCUAUUCAGAGCUAGGGAAAUUUUUACUUGUUUAGAACAUUGGCUCAAAAAUGUUCGAUAUAUAUUGUACGUUUUAUAUUGCAACAUUUCGUAAAAACGCUUUUUAAAGAAAACCAUGUUUUGUAGGUAUCUAAAUAAUACAAUUUGUAACAAACUGCCCAAGCAAUUUCGAACCGUACUCUAUUUUUGCAAAUCUGGGGAAAUUUUAGUUUCGUGACCAAAAUACGAUUCUUCUAUUGGUCGAAAUGGCUAAGUUGGACAAAUUUUUAUCGUACUUUUUGUACUUUAUUGUAUUUCAAAGAAAAAUAUUUUGUAGGCUUCUACAAUUCCACAAUUGUUAAGAAACUUUCCAUAACUGUACUAUAAACCGUACUAAUGUGUUAUAUUUGCAAUGUUUUGAAUGAAAAUUUAACGAAUCUAGAAUGAAUUUAAUGAAGGUAGAUAUUCUCCUCGCCAGUAAGUUUCAUAACCGAUUCAAAAAGAAUAGCUAUAAGGUCGGUGGUUGUCUUUUUAUUUAUAAAUAUCGGUUGUCCUUGAUUAUAAACCAAAAAUAUUCCCCUGUGCAUCAAUUAUAAGGUCAGUAGAAAUCAGCAUGCAUGCUGGUUAUGAUUUAUAAAUUAGUUAUCUAUGAAAUAUGUUGUUAAUUAUUUCUAUGUCAAUGCCAAACCGAGUCCGCUCAAAAAAUUUGUUUUUCAAAAUAAAAAUUAACUAUCACACAUAAAUUUGUUGAUCAAAAACGCAUAGUGACAUUUUUCGUGACCGUCCUUAAGGCUAGAAGUGAUAUAUGUUGAGUUAUUGUCUUUAAAACAUUAUAGUCAGAUACUACUUAAUUCAUAAAAUGAUUUUUAUAAUAAUUUUAAAGGUAUCGAACCGCUCAAAACUUUACUGUAAAAAGUUCGUGUUUUGUAAUGAGUUUUUCUUAACUUGUCGUCCCUACAAGGUUUUCCUUUGUUUUAUUAUAUGAUUGUAAUUAAUUGUUUAAUUUUGUAAAUAGAGCUUGUAUCUAAGAUUAAAUUAUGAACAAGUGACGUACUUUUAAUACCUAGUUGAAAAAUGUUAAGAGGAAGUCAAUAAAACUAGUUUGUAUU